AAAUGCUUUUUACUAGGACACUCCAAAUAUACAACCAAAUUUACAGUAGUUUAAUAAGCUAAAACAAAAUACUAGUACAAGAUAAAAGAGAGUAGCAAAAGAACUUGUACUUUAUUUAACAAGUCAUAAGAAAAAUGGAGUUUUCAUGUUUUUUAGUGGACCAAAAGAGGGAAAUGCAAAGCCAAAGGCCGGUUGCGGGGAUGUGUUCGCGGUGUGGUGCGGCGGCGAGAGUGGCGGAUAUGAAGACGGCCACCCGAUUUUGUUUCGUCCCUUUCUAUUUCAAGUAUUGGAAAGCUAUUAUUUGCUCAUUUUGUGGUGCCACCCUUAAAUCUUAUGGUAAUUAACUUAAAUUAAUACUUGUAAUAUUCUCAUGCAUUUCAUUUUAACUAAUUAAUGUUACGUAGUUUUUUUUCUUUUUAUUUUUUGUAUAAUUUAAUAUAUAUCCUAAUGUAUUUGUUCUCUUUGUAAUUUUAGAAUAAUCCUCAUCUUGAAGUUUUAAGUGUGAAUUGUACGUUAAUUGCAAAAUAUUACUUUGUAUUAGUUGUAGAGAAGAAAUAAAAUCAUGAAUUUAGAUAGCCGAAAUGGGAUAUGUAGCGCAGUAGCGUAUUGAUUGUAUAUGGUAUUGUGGUUAAUGUUGUAUUGUGUUAUAAACUUGAUAGAGAAUAUACCAACUCAAUUAAAAGUUUAAAUUGAUAUUUGAAGUGUUUGAAAUAUUUUAUAUUCUAUCUUCUUUUUGAGCGUUUAAUGUUCUCAUUUUUUGUUUUGGUUGGGGCCGGAGGGAUAGGCCGGGUGGUAAAAUCAAAAUGAGAAGUAUAGUCGAUUAAAAAGAGAGAUGUGGCCAAUUGAUUAAGGACGUCCAUUCCCGUAACAAAAGGUCACUCAAAUGUAUGUACGAAUUGAAGUAUAUUCUGCAUGGGUACGGUUCAAAGAGCAUAUCAUUUAUAUCAACAAA
This is a messenger RNA of Chenopodium quinoa (quinoa), 952 nucleotides long. RefSeq lists its product as uncharacterized. NCBI's taxonomy places the organism in Eukaryota, Viridiplantae, Streptophyta, Magnoliopsida, Caryophyllales, Amaranthaceae. The record is from RefSeq and is a predicted model, not a curated record. The transcript has a single exon. Bases 135 to 344 code for a protein of 69 amino acids.